CGGAAAGGAGGUGGAUGGGGGAGGUCCAUCAGGCCUACGUAGCGCAUCGACGUCCUCUUCACUCACACGACUUGUUCGAAGCGGCAUGGAUUGGAGGCAGGGACAUGCUGACGUCAACGCCAUGGAUGGGAGGCAGGGACAUGCUGACGUCAACGCCAUCGAUGGGAGGCAGGGGGAUCACAGACAUCAUCCUAACACCAUAAUAGAUGGCAUGCAGGGUGACGACGACGCCAUGCAUGGAAGGCAUGGCCAUCGUAACGACACCACGCGUGCGAGGCCUGAAGAGCUCGUCGACGGACGGCAGCCUACCGAGGCUACCGGUAGCACUGACGUGGUCGGAACUUCAGGCGAUGGAUGGGAGGAGGAGGAGACGGUGGUCCCAGCGGAAGCUCGGGGGAAGCGCGCAGGCGCAGGCGGACGGGGGCGGGGGAGACCCGGGAGAGGGAACAGAGAUUCAGGGCGAUGAUCGACGACGCAAUGCGCAAUCAUACGACGGCUAUGGGGCGAGAUUCGCAAGAGCAGCCGUGUCAGACAAGACGUGCAUGCUGCGAGAGUCAAGUGCAAAUGCAACUAGACUUGGGCGAUUGACAUGCGAAGUCAUGCGGGCACGCACAGCCGCCCGAUCGAAGGCGGUGGAGGAGAUGGGAGGGGCAUGGUUGGUAAGCUGCAACUUGGUGGCCUCAGCUAUACUGAGUUUGGUAGGAGACGGGCAACGUAGGGACGUUGAGGGGGUUUCGGACGCCGACGAAGAUGAUUAGAUGCACAGAGGGGGUGCAUUCUCUAUAAAUCUCCUUUCUCCUGCUCUGCAGUUUGUACCCCCCCCCGGCCCCCCGCCCUCACGCUGAAGAUCUCCUCCAGCUGAAGAUCGCACGGCAGAUGAAUUUUGAGUAGGAAACGCGUUAUGGCGUGAUGGCGGUCGAUGGAGUGAUGACGAUCGACGGACGGAUGAGCAAAUGAGAGAAUGACAACCUUUAGAAGUUUAGAGCAUAUAUAUAAACUCAGUAGCACGAUGAGAAUGUCCAAGCUGCUUCAGCAUGUCCCCCUGAAGAUGACCUUUUGUGCUGGCGAUAAGGUCGAAACCGGUCUGGACAUUCGCCAGUGUGCUUUCGCGUUUCACUCUUUAUUUUUUGUUCGCAAGAAAGAUUUCUUUGCGCUCACCUCUCGUGUCCAUCUUCUUCCCGUCUCUCUCUCUCUCUCUCUCUCUCUCUCUCUCUCUCUCUCUCUCUCUCUCUCUCUCUCUCUCUCUCUCUCUCACACAAGGAUAGGGAAAGUGGCGGGGAAGUACUGGGAACGAAAGGUAUAUAUACUGAGGAUAGUGGCUGGGAAGAUUACCUGAGCAGUGAGAUAGAAGGGUAAUCGUGAGGUGGAAGGGUAAUAGCGACUUGGUCGCAUGCCAUGGACAUUACGUGUAUGCUGCAAAAGUAAACCCUCGCACGUUUU
Molecule: messenger RNA, 1440 nt
Organism: Chara braunii
Lineage: Eukaryota; Viridiplantae; Streptophyta; Charophyceae; Charales; Characeae
Source: the annotation of a GenBank genome assembly